UCGCACCUGUGGAGGCUCUCCUGGCUGACGCCGUCAUGAAGCCCCCAGCUUCCAGGAAACUUACUUUGCUGUCGCUCCUGUGGGGGCUCUCAGGUAUAUGGGCCCAGACCAGGGUAACCAGUCUAAGUGCUAACGAGGGUCAGAGGGUGGUUCUGAAGGCCUUGUACAAGCCGGACUCUGUCGUUGACCUGAGCACCAAGACUGUCGUCUGGAACUAUAAGGCGAACAACAACAACAACACCCAGCUGAUCAUCAGCUACACACAAGGAAAGAUCGAUUUAGGCUCCUCCCAGUUUGUGGGCCGUGCUGGUUUUGUUGCCAGCAUGCCCUCACAGGACGUGUCUCUGUACAUCAACAACACGCAGGACUCGGACUCAGGACACUACAUGUGUCAGAUCAUUCCUUUAUUUCUUGAGGAGUUUGACCUGGAUGUGAAAGUUCCUCCCUCUGUUCCUGAAUGCUCCGUGUCAGAGAAGCCGGUGCUGAAGGGAAACGUGACGCUGACGUGUCUGUCCAAAUCUGGGAAACCUGCUCCUCUCUACAAGUGGAAGAGAACCAGCCCCACCUCAGAGGUCUUCUUCUCACCGAUGCUCAAUGAGAAGACUGGCACUUUGAAGCUGACCAACCUGAGCCUUAACCUGUCAGGGAAGUACGUGUGCAACGCCAGCAACGCAGCUGGAUCAGAGAGCUGCUUCAUCAACCUGGAGAUCGUCGGCUCCAACAAAGUGGGGAUGAUCGUCGGAGCAACAGUUGGAUCAGUGCUGGGCUUCAUCCUCCUCCUCUUCAUCUGCGUGGUUUUCCUGUUUUUUUUCAAGAGGCGACGAGAAAACGAAGACGACAUGGCCAAUGAAAUUAAGGAGGAUGCUCAGGCCCCAAAACGAGUGUCUUGGGCAAAGAGCGGCAUGGGUUCUGAUGUCAUCUCCAAGAACGGCACUCUGUCCUCCGUCGGCUCCAGCCCCCACCACCGAGAGUCCUCCCACCACCAUAACAACCACCACCUGCAGCAGUACCCCCAGCACCCCGCCUCAGACUCCGCCUCCAUCAUCACAGCCACAGGAAGCACCGCCGGGUACCGGCCUCCCCGCCACCACGGCGCCUCCACUCCCACCCACUACAACUACAACAACAGCAGCACCCUCCCCCACGGACCGCCCGAGUCCUCGGAGCCCGGCACCAGGGGGGGUCCACCCUCAGUGCAGGAGCGCUACAGACCGCCCGAGUCCUUGGAGCCCGGCACCAGGGGGGGUCCGCCCUCAGUGCAGGAGCGCUACAGCCAGCUGCCCCAGGUCCUGGCUGCACCUCAGUCCUACGGCCUCUCCCCACCCCCUGCGCCCACCUUCACCGCCUCCAACAUCAGCCGCAUGGGAGGGGUGCCCAUCAUGGUGCCRGCUCAGAACCAGGCGGGGUCUCUGGUCUAAUGGGGGUGGUCUCAGAGCUUUGGCUGCUUCUCUGUAGAAACACAAAGAGUUGGAGGAACUCCAAGCUGCUGCUCUCCUCCUUCAGCCUCACRUCUUACAUUUCCUUCACUCUGUAUGUAAAGGUUUUAUUUUCAUACAGUUUGUUUUCACCGCUUCUUUUUCUACAGUUUUUCCUGCUUUAGUUGUUUUUAUAAGAAACUUUUAGAGAAACAGAUUUUUCUUCUGCUGCUGGCUGUCUUAUCAGCUGUGGCAUGAACAAACAAGGUGAUGUAAUCUCUUCUGCACUCUUUACUCUGUUUGUGAAGAGCCAGCAGAGGUUCACAAA
Messenger RNA from Austrofundulus limnaeus, 1743 nucleotides. Its product is annotated as endothelial cell-selective adhesion molecule. Gene Ontology annotation, biological process: homophilic cell-cell adhesion. The record is from RefSeq and is a predicted model, not a curated record. NCBI's taxonomy places the organism in Eukaryota, Metazoa, Chordata, Actinopteri, Cyprinodontiformes, Rivulidae. Gene Ontology annotation, cellular component: plasma membrane; adherens junction. Gene Ontology annotation, molecular function: cell-cell adhesion mediator activity.